AUGGUGUUCGAUCACAAGACCAAGUCUGCAAACCAUCAUACCUCGGAUAGCUUUGUCGAUGAAAAGACUAGCAUGGCGCAUGAUGCAGAUAUCGAGGCAUGGAGGGUAGGCACAUUAGGAACACUUGAUCUCAUCUCCGAGGGAGACAUCUUGGCUCUGAAAACGACAGGCGGUGGUCCAGCCGUCUCAUCAGCAUUCAGCAAAGGCGAGCUUCCACCCCAGCAAAUGCUCGACGCCCUAGAUGAGAUAGCGACCCAAUGUAAAGCACGCAAUGUCCAGAUCAUCAUCGACGCUGAGUCUCAGCACUGGCAAGAAGGCAUUGCUCGCACGACACUCGAACUAAUGCGCAAGUUCAACCGCAAUGGUAAAGCUGUCAUCUACAACACAUACCAAGCCUACCUCAAAGACACACCCACAGUCCUCGCACACCAUAUGGCCGAGGCGGAAAGAGAUGGGUUUACUCUUGGUCUCAAGCUCGUGCGUGGUGCAUACAUUCUCUCCGACAACCGGUCCUUGAUCCAUGACACCAAAGAAGACACAGAUAACGCCUACAAUACGAUAGCACAGGGUGCGCUUCGUCAGCAAAUAGGCAGCUUCGGGGCAUCUGGAUCAUCUGCCCGCCGGUUUCCUUCUGUAAACCUCUUCCUCGCUUCUCACAACCGCGAAAGCGUGCUCUCGGCCCACAAGCUCCACCGACAGCGCUCGGAAGCCGGUCUACCUACUGUUCCCGUCGCUUACGGACAGCUUCACGGCAUGUCAGAUGAAGUCAGCUUUUCCUUGUUAGCGGAGAAGGGGGCAGGUGGCAAGAAGCCUGAGGUGUUGAAAUGCACCACUUGGGGUAGUAUGGGCGAAUGUGUGGGGUACCUACUUCGGAGGGCUGUGGAGAAUCGCGAUGCCGUGUUGAGGACUAAGGAUGAGUUUACCGCAUUGAAGAAAGAAGUUAGGAGGAGGUUCUUCUGGGCGUGA
Messenger RNA from Alternaria metachromatica, 966 nucleotides. RefSeq lists its product as uncharacterized. Gene Ontology annotation, cellular component: mitochondrion. The record is from RefSeq and is a predicted model, not a curated record. Gene Ontology annotation, molecular function: proline dehydrogenase activity; FAD binding. Lineage: Eukaryota; Fungi; Ascomycota; Dothideomycetes; Pleosporales; Pleosporaceae. Bases 1 to 966 code for a protein of 321 amino acids. The transcript is spliced from 2 exons.